AUGGAAAAGAAAAGAAGAAGAUGUGGAAUGACAAGAAGGAAUGGUGAACAAUACUGUACAGAACAUUUAAAUAUAUGGAAAAAAAAACAAGGUAAUGCCGUUCAUAAUAAUAACAAUAAUAAUAAUGAGAGCAAAGUGCAUGACAAUGAAAAGAAUAAUGAUCAAAGAAUCCCAUGCCCAUUAGAUCCAAACCAUACUGUGAAAAAAUCUCAAUUAGAAAAACAUUUGAAAAAAUGUAAUAAAACCAAAUUAAAACAUUCAAAUGAUGGAAAACCAUAUUAUUCAAUUGAUAUCAACGGUGAUCAUCAUCCUCAUAAAGAGCAAUCAAAAUUAGAAAUUACUGAAACAUCAAGAAAUAAAUGGAUAAUGGAAACAAUUUCAAUAUUAGAAGAAAUCUCAAAAUCCAAUCUCUUUGAUGAAAUGCCACUAAUUGAAAAAUCAAAUAAAUUCAUGGAAGAAAAUAGGUUUAAAUUAUUAACCAAUAAAAAACAUGCCAUUCAACAAUCUUCUUUAAUUCAACAUAUGAUAGAUAAAAAAAUGUUCAGAAAUAAUCCAAAUUUUAUUGAAUUUGGUUCAGGUAGAGCUGAAUUCUCAAGAUACGUUAACCAAGUGGUAUUAUGUGAAAAUAACAAUGAUAUUGAUUCAACAGAUGUAGAGCCUCAAACAUCUAAUUUCAUCUUCAUAGAUAGAGCAUCAAAUAGAAUGAAAUUUGAUAAAAAGAUAUUAGAUGACUAUGUAGAAUGGAUUUCUAAUAAAAAUAAGAAGUCGGGGGAAAAAAUGAAUGUUCCCGAUAUUAAAAGAGUUAAAAUAGAUAUACGUGAUUUGAAACUUGAUCCAUUAUUAAGUUUCCCAAAUAACAAUAACUAUGUGGCCAUUUCAAAACAUCUUUGUGGUGUUGCCACAGACUUGACAUUAAAAUGUAUUCAAAAUAGUGAUAUUUUGACUGGUAAGGAUUUGUCUUCACCAUCUAAUUUUGAUGGCAUUUGUAUUGCAAUGUGUUGUAGGCACGUUUGUAAUUCAAACGAUUAUGUAAAUCCCGUUUUCGUUAAUAGUCUCUUGGAAAAAUAUGGACAUGAUGAAACGUUUACAUAUGAUCAGUUUUUCUAUUCUUUACAAAAAAUGUGUUCCUGGGCUACUUGUGGUAGAAGAGAUGAUAUGAAUGAUCAUGAUGUAGUGAGAAUUACUGACGAUAAAUCAAUAACUUUAAAAGAAAGGGAACAAUUUGGAUUGCUAGCUAGAAGAAUAAUUGAUGAAGGAAGGAAAAAUUGGGUAAAGAAAAAUUUGAAUAAUGCCAAUGAUUUUACUGUAGAAUUAGUGAAAUAUGUUCACAGUGAUGUUUCUCUUGAGAAUAUUGUCUUACUUGUAUCGAAGAAAUGA
Molecule: messenger RNA, 1377 nt
Organism: Naumovozyma dairenensis CBS 421
Lineage: Eukaryota; Fungi; Ascomycota; Saccharomycetes; Saccharomycetales; Saccharomycetaceae
Gene: TRM13
Product: tRNA:m4X modification enzyme
Exons: 1
Coding region: 1-1377 (458 amino acids)
Biological process (GO): tRNA methylation
Source: RefSeq, a predicted model, not a curated record